Clonostachys byssicola is the source of this 1179-nucleotide messenger RNA. The record is from the annotation of a GenBank genome assembly. Lineage: Eukaryota; Fungi; Ascomycota; Sordariomycetes; Hypocreales; Bionectriaceae.
AUGCAUGUGCUUUCUCUGCUCUCGAUGGCCACACUGGCUCUAGCGGCUCCCAACAUGACUAGGAAGCGAGCUGAGCCCGCACCGCUCUUCAAAGCUUUGGAUAACAACCCUAGUGCCAAAGUUAUUCCCGGAAGGUAUCUCGUGAGGUUGAGUGAAACAGCUGAGGCACCUAGUAUUGCACAAACACACAAUGCCGUUCAUACAUACAGCUCAAAAGGGCUCAAGGGUUUCGCCGCUGAGCUUGAUGAUGAUGCUCUCGAGGCUGUUAGAAACAGGCCUGAUGUUGAGUAUGUUGAGCAAGAUCAAGUGAUCAACUUGUAUGACUAUAUCUCUCAGGAAGAUGCACCAUGGGGUCUUACUCGGAUCUCACACCAGGCUCUUGGCUCUACGAAUUAUGUGUACGAUAGCUCUGCCGGGGAGGGUAUCUGUGUCUAUAUUAUUGACACAGGUAUCAAGAUCGAUCAUGAAGAAUUCGAAGGCCGUGCCGAGUGGCUGCAGAACUUCACUGACGACGGCAAAGACGAGGAUUCCCUGGGACACGGAACAUGGGUUUCUGGUCUUGUUGCCUCACGCUCAUAUGGUGUCGCCAAGAAGUCCAAGGUCUUUGCUCUCAAGGUCUUCGCCGAAGAUGGCUCAGCCACUGGAGCGGGCAUCAUCGCCGCCAUGGACUUUGUGGUCAGUGAUUCCGCUAAGCGAGAUGGCUGUCCGAAGGGCUAUGUAGCCAACAUGUCUCUCGGUGGCGGCUUCAGUCAGACCAGCAACGAUGCAACUGACGCCAUGGUCAAGGCCGGCGUUUUUGUUGCUGUAGCAGCCGGAAACGAUAACGUGGAUGCUGCGGGCACAUCACCAGCUUCUGCCCCGUUGGCUUGCACAGUCGCCGCGUCAGACUCGAACGACGCCAAGGCUUCCUUCUCUAGCUAUGGAGGCGUUAUUGAUGUAUGGGCCCCAGGUGUUGGCCUUGAGUCCACUUCAUACCAGGGAGGCUCGACUUCCGCGUCUGGAACAUCCGGAUCCAGCCCUAUAGUUGCUGGUUUGGGAGCAUAUCUCAUGGCUUUUGAAGGCCUAAGUGGUGGAGAAGGGGUCUGCGAUCGGAUCAAGGAGCUUUCGGUCAAGGGGGUGCUCAGCGGUGUUCCAGAAGGCACAGUAAAUCAGCUUGCUUUCAAUGGUGCCUCAUCAUAG